Molecule: messenger RNA, 365 nt
Organism: Oryctolagus cuniculus (rabbit)
Lineage: Eukaryota; Metazoa; Chordata; Mammalia; Lagomorpha; Leporidae
Source: RefSeq, a predicted model, not a curated record
GACUGCCAACAUGCUCUUGGCUAGAGAUUUACUCCAUCCCUCCUUGCAGGAGGAAAAAAAGAAACAUUAAAAAAAAAAAAAAAAAAAGGCUAGUUCAAAGUCCGAAUUCUUAUUUUAUGGAUGUAAAAUGCUUGGGUUGCUACAAGAUCACCAUGGUUUUCAGCCAUGCUCGGACACUGAGUUUUUGUGUAGGUGGUUCUACAGUUUUGUGCCAGCCUACAGUAGGAAAGGCCCGACUCACAGAAAGCUGUUCCUUUAGAAGCAAACAACACUAGUGCCCCACACAACUUCCUGGAUUUGUGUUUUCUCACCGAAAGCCUUAUCGUUAAGUUCAGUGAUUAGAGUGAAUCUACUAAGAGAAUGUA